Penicillium cataractarum is the source of this 762-nucleotide messenger RNA. Its product is annotated as alpha/beta hydrolase. The transcript has 2 exons. NCBI's taxonomy places the organism in Eukaryota, Fungi, Ascomycota, Eurotiomycetes, Eurotiales, Aspergillaceae. The coding region runs from base 1 to 762 and encodes 253 amino acids. The record is from RefSeq and is a predicted model, not a curated record.
AUGACUACCGUAUUGUUUGUUCCUGGAGCUUGGCUAGCCAGGGCCUUUUACGAGCCAUUUCUCCAAGCACUCACGGUCGCCGGCCACGAUGUUCGAUAUGCGAGUUACCCCUCGUUGGACCCCAAGGACCCCUGCACAACCGAUUGUCACGCCGACGCCAAGGCUAUUGCUGCCGUCCUCCAUCGCCUCGUGGAAGACGAGGGGAAAGAUGUCCUGCUUUUCCUACAUUCUUAUGCCGGCAUGCCCGGCGCCGCGGCAGCUACAGGACUAGCCAAGUCAGAGCGGGCGCAAGAGGGUAAAGUCGGGGGUGUCAUCGGAUUACUAUUUCUGGGCGCCUUCGUCGUGCCCGAAGGCCUCAGCUGCGCCGGUCUCCAGGGUGGAAAUUUACCCCCUUGGAUCCUACUGGAUCAACCUUCGACGAAUCUUAAUAUCGCAGACGACCCGAUCAAUAACUUCGCUGCCGAUGUCGAUCCUGCCCUAGCUCGGUCCUUGAUCGCAAAUCUCAAACCACAUGCAACAUUAUCGUUCACCUCGCCCCAGCCGCAUCCAGCAUGGGCAGACGAGUCGUUCGGUGGGCUUUUAGCGUUUAUUGUCACCACGAACGAUCGUGCCGUGCCAAAAGAGGCCCAAUUCGGGAUGAUGACUGCCACAGAGCAGCCGUGGGUCAUCAAAGAAAUCUUAUCAAGCCAUUGUGGGCCAUUCCUGAAUCGUGUUCAAGAAACAGUUGCAUUGACCCGAGAGAUCAUUGACCGAUUCUUGUGA